Molecule: messenger RNA, 1209 nt
Organism: Ambispora gerdemannii
Lineage: Eukaryota; Fungi; Glomeromycota; Glomeromycetes; Archaeosporales; Ambisporaceae
Source: the annotation of a GenBank genome assembly
AUGGGGAGUCUUUAUAAUAAUAAGGAGGGAAGGAUUACGAUCAAGAAAACUGUAAAAAAGCCAACUUCAAAACUUGAACAACCUGAACUGUUUGACGAUGACUUUGAUUUCUCAAAUCUUUCAGAAGGAAGGUUUGGUUUGACAUUGCAACAAAAUUCUCUAUCUCCAUUUACUGAAACGGAUUUUGAAGAUGUUAGCUCGUUGACCUCAAAACUUUCAGAGAGAAACCUUAUUAAAUCAAAGUCCCAAAAAUUGCCUUCGUCUUCGUCGACCAGCUCUAAAACUUUCGAGUCAGAAGACGAUACUUUCAAGCAAGUCCACUUUCCAGAAUCAAUGGAUUCUCUUACUAUAGCGAGUCCUCAAUCUACUCAUUUAUCUUCAAUUAACGAAAAUAAUUCCAGUCAGGAAGACUUUUGGUCCGACUUGGUCAUAGAAGAUGAUCAUAAUAUUGCUGAGAAUAACCAAUCCAAUGCAAAACCAGAUAAUGAUGAUAAUCAGAAUGCUAUUAGAAGGAAAUGGAGAAGGAAGCCAACUUUGAUUCGUAAUCUAAACUCCACCAAACGAUCUAAAGUUGUUGGAGAAAUGGUAUAUAAUCCUGAUUUACAACGAUGGGAUGGUAACGAAUCGAUUCUUAAAGAAUUCGAAGCUUAUUUGACACCUCGUAAUAACUCAACGUUAAAUACAAAAAAUGUUAAAAUCAUUGAUAAUAUGAUCUUCGAUCCUAAAAGAUUGUGUUGGUGCAGUAGCCAAACGAAUCUCGAGGAAGAUGCAUUCGAAAAUUUUGAAAAUAGUGAUAGUGACGAUGAUUACGACAAGCGUAAGAAAAAGGAAGGUGAAGCUAGUAAUACAAGUAAUAAUAACGAUAGUAAUAAUAUUAGUGAUAAUAGUAAGCUUAACGGUUAUAAUAUUUGUAAUAAUCACAAAGAUGAUGCUGAUUUAGUAAUGUCUGGAAAAAAUAGCAAUGACUUUACAGUCGGAAAUGAAUUUGACGUAACACCUGGAUUUUUAGCAGCAUUAAUUGCAUCAGAACGACAGCAUGGAAAUGAGAUGUCUAGGUGGUAUCCAGCUGCAAGUUCUUUAAGAAAUGAACAACGAUUUGGUCUACGGAAUCCAAAUAUCCAAAGAGGAUUUUUAUAUGAAAUCAGAACGGUGAUUAUGAAUAAAAAAACUGGUCGAUUUAGUUCUCGACGAGAUCGAUUUGUCAAAUAG